UUUUCACACUGGCUGAGUGUUACUCUAGCGAACUGUAGUGACAUGGUUUCUUGCCGCCGACAGUUUUGGAAGACUAUGGUCCUCCUCAUUGCAGGACUGGUGAUAGAAGUGUGUGCUCGGAGAGGAGAAAGAGCACGUUAUCGUACAGCGUAUGCUUGCGAAGGAAAUAAUUUGAAGAUCUCCUGUGAGAAUGAGCAGUUAAUCAAGGUACUACGUGCUAAUUACGGUCGUUUCAGCAUUAGCAUCUGCAACGAUCAGGGGAUUUUAGACUGGAGUGUGAAAUGUGCAGCGGAGAAGUCGUACUUUGUGAUUCAUGAGAGAUGUAAUCUCGUUCCCAGCUGUAUAGUCAACGUCACAAGUCACACGUUCGGUGAACCCUGCCCGGGAACUUAUAAAUAUUUAGAAGUGCAAUACCAGUGUAUGCUAGAAUUUACUCCCUCGUCAUCUACAACAUUAUCAACGACAUCUUCCACAUCCACCAGACCACCAAUAAUAAUACCUUCAACAAGACCUAAAACAACAACAACAACAUCUACGACGACAACGACGACAACCCCAUCGACAACUACAAGCACAACAACAACAACAACGACGACGACGACGACAAAACGUCCUACUACUACAACAACUUUAUCCACAGUUGCCACAUCUUUUUUCAAACCUUCAUCUUCAAGCUCAGAUAGUUCUUUCGAAUAUGAGAAAACAUUUACUAGAUUUCAACCAGAGACGAUAACCCUAUAUCAAAGUCCAUCACCGCCGCCAGCAGUAUAUAAUGGUGCACAGUAUUGUCCACCGGUCAUCUUGAGGCGCAUUCAUUGGAACUGGACAAGGGAAGGACAAAUAGCUAUAGAAAAAUGUCCCGAUGGUUCAAUGGGUUACGCAAGAUGGCAGUGCGGAACCAGUCCUGUUAGGUGGUUACCGGAUUCUCCAGAUUUGAGCGAAUGUCAGUCUGUUUGGGUGGACAACCUACAUAGCAGGAUUGAAGGGGAAGAAUCUAUCGUUGGUAUAGCAACAGAAUUAGCAGUAAUAACAAAAACAAAGCCUCUUUAUGGCGGGGAUAUCCGACAGGUGUCGGGAAUCGUUCAGAGGUUGGUUGCCAAGAUGGCGGCUACUGUUAAGGACGUGACAGACUCCCAACAACGCUAUCAGGGCUCUCCCACCAACCAACAGAGACUGCAGAUUACACAAGAGAUGUUGGAGCUAAUGUCGGAAGUGAGCAGUAACCUACUGGAACGCUACCACAGUGACUCCUGGCGAGACUUACCUGAACCUGAACAGAGAUCUACCGCGUCUGCACUGGUACAAGGACUGGAGGAAAGUAGCUGGCUAUUAGCUGAAUCUCUACCUAGCAACAGCCACUUUCAUAAGAUUCAAAAUAACUUAUUGGUUUCUGUUCGGCGAGUCCAGACGUGGUCAGUGUCAGAGGUUCGAUUCCCUUCUCCUGAGGAUGUAGAGGCGUCCGAAUGGACAAGAAUGGAUGAAUCUGUCAUUGUACCUACACAAGCAUUACUUGGCAGUGCGAUAAACGGAGUUGUGGACAUGGUAUUUCUAGCUUAUAAUAAGUUAGAAAACUUCUUGACAGCAGCUGAUCGUGGGAUAUUUGGACGACCCCUUUCUGCAGGUAAACACAGCAAUAACUCGCACAUCAUCAAUUCGCGAGUCCUAGCAGCGUCAAUUCGGCGCCACGGCAUGGCCAGUCUUCACCAACCUGCAAAAAUCGUCUUUCGACAUAUCCAGGAGGAGAACGUCAGCAAUCCCCGAUGUGUUUUUUGGGAAUUUAACAACAGACUUUGGUCAGGGGAAGGAUGCUGGGUGAGCUCAACCAACAAAACCCACACAGUUUGUUCUUGUAACCACCUCACUAACUUUGCCUUGUUGAUGGAAGUAUCCGCUACCAAGCAAAACAAAAUGACACAAGAAGUUUCUAAAUUGGCUGUUUGGAUUGGUUGUGGUGUAGCUAUGACGCUUCUUUUGAUGACGUUUCUAUUGCUUAUGCUAUUAAGGAAUCUAAAAGGAGAUAUCUUCACGAUACGGAAGAAUUUAUUAUUUUGCCUAUUUGUGGCCGAAACUAUUAUUCUUAUCGGCAUAGCACAGACAGCAAAUAGAAUUAUCUGCGGUGUCGUAGCCGGAUUUCUUCACUACGCUCUUCUUGAAGUUUUUACUUGGUCUCUGCUCGGAAUUUUUCACUUGUUUAUGGUGGUGCUGGGUGUAUUUGAUGUGUCUACCUACCGAGGAAAUUGGUAUUGUGGCUUUGGUUACAGUAUCCCAGCUGCGAUUGUUGGCAUCAGUGCUGCUAUAGACCCAGAAAGUUUCGGCCAGGGUGUUAGCUUUUGUUGGCUGAAAUACAGAAAUUUCUAUGUAAUGAGUUUCGCAGGACCAGCGGGAAUUAGUGUACUGGCCUCGACUAUUCUUUUGAUUUUUAUUUAUCACCGCAUCUCCAGACGGUCGGAUACAUCAGUGGAUGCUAAAAAUAAAGAGGGCGUUAAAAGCAGUUUGCUCAGGUCUUGGAGUGACAGCUCUAUGUGCGUUUUGAUUAUGCUAAGCCUAACGUGGGCCUCGUGUCUCUGGUACCUAUAUGAUGCUUCGACAAUCACAAUGUAUAUAUUUACUGUCAGCAACAGUUUGCAAGGAGUUUUACUGUUCGUUUUUUAUUGCAUUAGGGAGACGCAGGUCCGGAAAACCCUGUGUGAAACACUCCGCUCUAUCCCCUGGCUACAGUCCUGUUUUCCUAGCCUCAAGCCUGCUGCCAGCCCACCGAGUCAGUACGUGUAUACCAACGGCAUGAUGAACUCGUCCCUGCCGUCCGUCUCCGGCCAUGAAAGUGUGGGUAACCUCGUCCUUCCAACUCCCGUUUCUUCUCUUUCCGCAGAUCACCAAUUUACGCCCAGCGAGGAUGUCCCAGUUGAUGACGACAGUGGUGUUAAAGACAUCGAAGAAGCUAACAACGUCCCAACCAGUGAAUCGGACAAUGUAUCCGAAUCUACAGAUCAAGUUGUUUGUCCAGCUUUGCUUUUGACUGCUACACAAUCUCUGGCGAUAAAAACACCCUCAGAUGGAAUGAGAGAUUGGUUACCAGUUUCUUCUUCUCGUUGUUGUGGGGUAUGUGGUUCGUGUAUAAAAAGCCAGUCUUUGCUGUUUUCACCAGAUUUCAAAAGGUGCUUAGGGAACUAUCGCGUAAAUUAUAGUGUGGAACAUAUUUAUGAAACGAUUGACAGUGAUUCUCUUGUUAGUCGCUGUAGUUCGCAGUCGUGUACAUCGGAAGAAAACGACUCGAACCCGUUUCAGUCUCAAAUUUGUGUUAAGGAGAGUUUUUCGUCCAACGACGAAUCUUGCGCCGUUAGUAGCCGAGGAAACGGGGGAAGCGUUCUCGAUCUUGCCGUACAGCAUCUAUCUCAGUUGACAGUUGAUUCUACAGCGAACUUUAGCCAGUGUAAAACGAUCGCUCUAGACAGAAGUAACGUUUUUGGUGUUUUUGCACACACUAGAACUUCACUGAGAACAAAGAACCUUCCUUCUCAACAGCAAUUUGUAGACCUUGGAUGUGUUAGAGAACAGGAUUUUCGAAAGGAAGAUUAUAUUAGUGACUCUGUUGUACCGAGAAGUGAUAAUAUUUGUUGCAAUAAUGCAUCGUCAUAUCCUCUUUUAACUGAAGAUGCAGUAAGAAGGCAGAACCUGGAAACCUCGCCUCAAACUAUUUGUGAACCAAUCCCGAAUGAAAGCAGCUAUUCGUUUCGAAUUUGAUCACGUUCUUUUAUAAUUCUAUCAAGAGCUAGUCAAAUGUUUACUUGGCGACUUGGGUUCCGUGGGAGUGGCAUAGUUGUUGUAAAUAAAUUAUUAACCUAUCUAUUAUCUUAAUGUUAGUCAGCUUUAUGAUGGAAUAUUAAGUAAUAAUAUGAACGUUUACGUAUUUUGGGACAGCAUAUACAAGAACUCACUCAAUAUCCUUCCUUGCCUUGUGAUAUGGUGGAAAUAGAUAGCAAACAAGUAAAUUCAAGUUGUUGUUUUUUAUCAUCGUAAUUUAGAUUCAAUAUUUCUUUAAAAAUCUGAAUUUGAUUAUUCAAGACAUUGGAUUAUUCUGAAAGAACUAAGAAUUAGUGAUUGAUUAUAUAAAAAAAAAAUGUGGAGUAUUAAUACUUUGGGCCCUCAGUGCCUUUCCUUGAUAAGCAAGUUGUGGAAUAUUAAUACUUUGGGCCAUCAGGGCCUUUCCUUGAUAAACAAGUUGUGUGGUAUUAAUACUUUAGGUCCUCAGGGCCUUUCCUUGAUAAGCAAGUUAUGGAGUAUUAAUAUUUUGGGCCCUUGGAACCUAUACCUGAUAAGCAAGUUAUAUAGUAUUAAUACUUCUUGAUAAGCAAGUUGUGAAGUAUUAAUAUUUUAGGCCCCCAGGGCCUUUUCUUGAUAAGCAAAUAUGCUAAGUAUGUAAAGUGCCAUAAGAGCAUUCUGAAUGAAAUGCCAUUUAUGAAAUAUUUGCAGUUUUUCACUGAACUACCAGAAAACGUUCUUAAUUAAACUCUGACCACCGUGUUAUCCACCAGGCACGUUCCAAACCAUGUUAAUCAGUAAAUCAACAUCAAUAAAAUGUUAUUCUUUAAUUCUGAUCGAUAUAAAUACCUCGUUGGUAAAAACAUUAAAAACACGUUGGCCUUUUAUCAAAUCUCAAUGUGACAUAAAAAACAAACAAACAGUAAAGACAAAUUUGGUGAUUCAAAUCAAUCUGUUACAGAUUAUUAUUUAAAUUAAAGCUAAUUUUCAGCUCACAUCAGAAUAAUUUUAUGACAUUUUAUU
Molecule: messenger RNA, 4782 nt
Organism: Limulus polyphemus (Atlantic horseshoe crab)
Lineage: Eukaryota; Metazoa; Arthropoda; Merostomata; Xiphosura; Limulidae
Product: latrophilin Cirl-like
Exons: 18
Coding region: 43-3741 (1232 amino acids)
Biological process (GO): adenylate cyclase-activating G protein-coupled receptor signaling pathway; cell surface receptor signaling pathway
Cellular component (GO): membrane
Molecular function (GO): carbohydrate binding; G protein-coupled receptor activity
Source: RefSeq, a predicted model, not a curated record